Molecule: messenger RNA, 2238 nt
Organism: Lachnellula hyalina
Lineage: Eukaryota; Fungi; Ascomycota; Leotiomycetes; Helotiales; Lachnaceae
Gene: MRR1
Product: Multidrug resistance regulator
Exons: 2
Coding region: 1-2238 (745 amino acids)
Biological process (GO): regulation of DNA-templated transcription; DNA-templated transcription
Cellular component (GO): nucleus
Molecular function (GO): DNA-binding transcription factor activity, RNA polymerase II-specific; DNA binding; zinc ion binding
Source: RefSeq, a predicted model, not a curated record
AUGGAUCCCAACUUAGAACAACCCUCGCGGUCUAAGAGCCCUCCAAAACCCCCGCGGAAAAGGAAGAGGAUCGUUAUAUCAUGUACUGAAUGUCACCGGCGCAAACAGAAGUGCGAUCGCGAGUCUCCCUGUUCCAACUGCGUCGCCCGCAAUAAAGACAACCUGUGCCAAUACGAGAAUGAAUCCGCGAGGAAGCAGCAACUACUGGAAGACAGCGUCAGUACUGCCGCCGUCAAUGGAGGCGCCUUCAGUGUCAUCAAACCCAACGCAGCCGAUUCCGUCGCCCAAGUUACAGGCUUUGGGUACAACAAAUCAAAUGCCACCAACAAUACAACGCUGGGCAUCUUCAAGAAGCUGCAAGAUCGCGAUGCCCAGACUGCCGACCAGUUCUCGCGACCCCAGACGACUAUGCCAGACCUGAGUGGGCUGCGCGAGAAAUACAAGAGUUUGAUACGGCAAUUACCAUCCAAGGAAUACAUCGAAAAGCUCCUCCCCACCUACUUUCGUGAAGUCAAUUGCUCAUAUUCUCCGUUGGAUGAGGGCUUUUUCAGAGACCUUCUCGCCGAAUGGAACGGUCUAUCCUUUGCGACACUGAACAGAGGCCCUCAAGAGCUCUCUGGGGACAUGCAGUUCUUCCCAGCGCUGCUCUUCCAAUGUCUGGCGCUGGCAUUGCAGUUCCAACCGCUAGAGUACGACCCGACUCUUGACUCCCUCAAAUACGCUGCAGGUAUGUCGUUCGAUGACCUUGCCAGUGAUUACAGCGAAUCCAGCGUCGCUAUCCUAAGUCUACUGGGCAAACGCCACACGACAUUGGUCGCCGUCCAAGCCGGAUUUCUUCGAACUUCAUAUUUGAAAAACGUUGGAAUGGUCACGGAGAGCUGGCAUUCUCUAUCACAGACCAUUCGAGACGCCCAGGAAAUAGGACUACAUAAGGAUUCCCUGCUUCAUUCUCGCCAUCCAGAUGCCAAGCCGGCAGACGUUCUGGAGAACCUUUGGAUUGAACAGUUUCGGCGCAGAAUGUGGUUGAUCAUUUCCGUCUGGGAUAUCCACAUGGCCAUCAUUCUUGGACGACCAACAACUAUAGAUCCCCGAGAUGGCAAGCCUCCCUUGCCAAUUGACGCUCCUUUCCCCCGGAAUCGUCGAGAAGAAGCCCCUUCUCCACGGACCGAAGCCGACGUCCCCACACCCCUAACAAUGCUUCUGUGGAACACGGAAGUCACUGCCCCUCUGUGGGACAUUUUCAUUCUGGAAAAAGAAGACCCGCACCAAAAUAACUUUGCCGAAGUCGAAAAGAUGCACAGGCUAAUCAAUCAAAUCUCCCGGCACUACCCGCCGUUUUUUCGCACGGAGAACCCGGACCUAACAUUCGAUGCCCUACCUGAGUGCUACUGGAUCCCACGUGCUCGACCAGUGUUCCAAAACAACGCGGCCUUUACAAUUAUGGCUCUGCACCGCCCGUACAUCUUCACCAAUUCAUCGUCCCGCACCGCAGCGCUAAAGGCCGGGCUUGACGUUCUCCGCGCACAGCGAACACUUUUCAACCUUCUCAAUAGUACACACUACAAGUGGUUCGUGCUCGUCCUCAACACUUUCGACGCCAUCAUUCUCAUCGCAGCCAUAUACAUUCUCCACCCAUGUGAGAACCGCUCUGAUCUAGAAGAGGCACUGCAGCAUUUCGAGUGGGCUAAAGAGCGAUUCCAGAUGAUGAGCUCGAGAAAUUCGAUGGCGAGGACCGCCUUGGGAGUUGUGAAAGCUAUAAGUUUGCGUCUUAAUAAGGCUUUAAACAUUGGCCAAGGACCUGUUACAAUCAAGACGGCAUCAAGUACUGCGAGUCCAACGUCAGAGAUAGCGUCUUCAACAACGCCGAAUCAAACGUACCCACCUCUCUCUACGCACCCAUCUACCUCAUCCGUAUCCUCGACCCCAACUCAAACACCCUAUACGCUCCCCACGAUAUCCAACCUCACAUCGCCUCCCACCUCGAUACCAGCCUCUUGGGAACAAUACCCCACGUCCUUCGACUGCAGCUCCAUGCCCGUGCUACAACCAAUGCACGAUCUCGUAUACAAAGACCUUGGCUCGGGGAUGGAAACGAGUAGCUAUGACGUGGUAGGCACGUGGGACGCGGGGAGUAUAGGACCGGCAGGAACUGAGGGCAUGGCUGCGCAGCCAUGGAUGUUCGAGGGUGAUUUCGGGAGUGAUAGCUUUUGGGGGGUUAUGAAUAGUUAUAAUCCAUGA